Messenger RNA from Fusarium verticillioides 7600, 459 nucleotides. RefSeq lists its product as hypothetical. The transcript is spliced from 3 exons. The record is from RefSeq and is a predicted model, not a curated record. The coding region runs from base 1 to 459 and encodes 152 amino acids. NCBI's taxonomy places the organism in Eukaryota, Fungi, Ascomycota, Sordariomycetes, Hypocreales, Nectriaceae.
AUGGUUGCCUUCAACACUCUUCUCAUCUUCGCCUCAUCCCUGGUCCCUCUAGCCACUGGCGCUGCCCUUCCCACUCAUGAAGACUCCCCCUCACCAGGCGUCAAAAUCAAGACAAGUCGUGGGACGACUACCACCGCCAAAACGGGGCCUUUGCAAGGCAAGGCCUCUGCCUCUUCUACCUCGACCCUUCUCCCCGCGACGGCGCAUGGGCCUGCGGCGUCUACUGCAAAAACGACCGCACCAAAAUCUGCACCACCAGAGAUCGGAGAUGUUAGGUGUGAGAUUAUGAAUGUUAUGAAGGAGGCUGUUUUUGCGAGCACGUAUGCUAUUCCUGGUGUUGGGCCUGUUGCUACUGCUGCUAGGACUGUUGCGAAGGAAGUUUUGACGGUGGUUUCUCUUGGCUGGGAGAUGUUUUGUCCAUAUAUGUCUUUGGAUUUGGCUCGAGAUCGGGGAAGGUAG